Molecule: messenger RNA, 1674 nt
Organism: Neoarius graeffei (lesser salmon catfish)
Lineage: Eukaryota; Metazoa; Chordata; Actinopteri; Siluriformes; Ariidae
Product: B-cell CLL/lymphoma 6 member B protein-like
Exons: 2
Coding region: 509-1564 (351 amino acids)
Biological process (GO): central nervous system development; regulation of transcription by RNA polymerase II
Cellular component (GO): nucleus
Molecular function (GO): DNA-binding transcription factor activity, RNA polymerase II-specific; RNA polymerase II cis-regulatory region sequence-specific DNA binding
Source: RefSeq, a predicted model, not a curated record
CUUUAGGAUGCGGCUGGGGUCUGUUGAUUUUAGUCGGAGAUGAUUUUAGCUCGCAGUAAAUGAGCAAGAGCUGCAAAAAGGCACUGAUUUUUUGUGUAAUUUGGUUUAGGCAUGUUUAGAGACAUAUAAUCCUAGAAUAAGAACCAAGAGAGGAAGACGCUUGUCGUGAUAAGCUAAAAUAAUUUUCAGCCAUUUUUAGCCAAGUUAGCUUCGUGGUUAACUCGCUAUCAGUUUAGCCAUAUAACGCUAGCUAGCUAGUUUAGCUUGUAAUAAUAACCGAACGUAGAGCUCUUUCGAGACUUGUGCUUCGUGUUCUGUGAUAUAUAUAUAUAAAGGGAUUAAUGCUAAAAUAUUAACGUUACACAGUAUUUUAAUAAACAGCGCACUCAGGAAGGUGAAACCUUUAGCCAAGGGCCGGUUCGAUUCAGUAGCUGAUAGUGUGACGUCAUCGGUUAUACCCUGUGAUACCGGGAAUUACUGUUAUCGCUGUGUGAGUUUGCCUUCAGCCAUGUCGAAAGUUGAGCGUCUGAAUGCUCGGGUCAGUAAGCUGCUGACGGCGGCUGUGCAGGAGGUGCUGGAGGCCGUGAGGGAGACGGUGUCUGAGUAUCAGGAGAAAACGGCUCGGACGCAGAGGGAGAAUGAGAGACUGAGGCGAAGGUUACAGGAGCUGCAAGAGCUCACGUCCAACAGACACUCUGGUGCAGAGGAAGCCAUCAGCUAUAACGUAGCGAAACAGACUGAAUCAGAUUCUUUAUCAAGUGGACAAGAUGAUGUCACUCAGGACAGCGAGUUCAAGCAGGAAAUUAGAAGUAACCGAGAUGGACCAAACACAAGUCCUGAGGUUUCUCAUGUGUGUGUGAAUUCAUCUCAGCCUUGCUUUGAAGCUUCAGAGCCAAAAGUCCAGACCACUCCAUCGCAAUUUAGUGUUCGAGCCAAGAUUUCUGUGUCGGACUACAUUUCCCAUGAUGCACCAUUGCCUGGACAAAGCAAACAUGUCGCUACAGAGUUCACACAGAGUGUAAUCAAAACUGAAGCAGAAAGUGAGGAGUAUCAUGAUCAUGCUCCCCAAACUUUAAUUUACCAAACCGACCAGAUGAUGAUGCAGAACAGUCAGUCAUCCUGCACCAUCGUUCCGUUUGCGCUUGAUGGCUCGUUACAGACGCUUAUGACUGAAGACAUGGAGCAGAUUGGUGCUGUUUUGGACAGCACCGAGGUGAGAUGUGAGGAGUUGUUAAAUGGUUUAUCGUACCGGAGAAGUGGGUGUGGUUUCCGCAUGCGACGGGCAGAGAAGCGCUUCUGCUGUGCGCUCUGCGGCCGCACCUUCAGCCACGCUGGUGACUUUAAGAAGCACAAGCGCGUGCACACCGGCGAGAAGCCGUACCUGUGUACGCUGUGUGGGAAACGCUUCAGCCAGUCCGGGUACCUGAAGAUCCAUCAGCGCUACCACACAGGAGAAAAACCGUAUGCCUGUGGGACGUGUGGAAAACGGUUCAGCCACUCAAGCAACUACAAAAAACACCAGCAGACUCAUAUCACUCGGAGUCUUUGCACUAAUUUAGUUUAACAGUACAUGAGGGGUGGUGGGGUUUUUAAAUUUGGAGCCGGACAGCAUACCUGACUGAGUGUAUACAUGAUACAGAUGGGAAUGUUUUCAUGGUGUAAGACCUGAAGCCC